AUGAUUGUACGAGGCAUGGACGAUAGACGCAUGGCGCAAGACGAUGAUACAGAGGCUCAACAGUGUGAGCUAGAAGACACCACAACCGCAACCUUCCUUUCGAAAGCCGCCGUCAUCCUAUGCGUUCCGAAUGAGGACCACAAGAUCCUACCGGUAGUUGUGUGCGACAAGCGGAGAGUUUUAACCUUUCGGAAGGGAACCGACGGAGACGAGAUCCGCCGCCUCGGAGUCGGGGUAAUAGAUCCAAAAGUAGGCAUGAAUCCAUCAUGCUCUACGCCUGAACGGGAACACCUUGACUUGACAACUACUGGAAAAUCUGGAUUGCAAUAA
This is a messenger RNA of Colletotrichum lupini, 330 nucleotides long. RefSeq lists its product as uncharacterized. The transcript has 4 exons. Bases 1 to 330 code for a protein of 109 amino acids. The record is from RefSeq and is a predicted model, not a curated record. NCBI's taxonomy places the organism in Eukaryota, Fungi, Ascomycota, Sordariomycetes, Glomerellales, Glomerellaceae.